AUGCCCCAGGCUUCACAGAGGUUAGCUCAAGUCCAGCGACAGUUCUCGUCGUCCACCGCUCGGCGAAGGGAAAUCCAGGAUGCCUAUAUUCUCAGUGCGGCCAGAACUCCCACCGCGAAGUUCAAUGGUUCGUUUGUUACAGUUCCCGCUCCACAGCUCGGUGCAGUUGCAAUCAAAGCUGCCGUUGAGAAGUCGAAGAUUCCAAUGGAGAAAAUAACAGACGUUUAUAUGGGAUGUGUGCUACAAGGCUCCGUGGGCCAGGCACCUGCCAGGCAAGCGUCGAUGUUUGCUGGAUUACCUUCCUCUGUAGAAGCACUCACCGUCAACAAAGUGUGUGCUUCGGGUAUGAAAGCCGUGAUUCUUGCCGCACAGAACAUCCAGCUGGGUCUUGCUGAGGCGCAGGUUGCCGGUGGAAUGGAAAAUAUGUCCCGCGUGCCUUACUAUUACCCACGUGCAAGUCAGCAGCCAGCUUUCGGAAAUGCUACGAUGGAGGAUGGGUUGAUCAAAGAUGGCCUGUGGGAUGUAUACAACCAAUUCCACAUGGGGGUUUGUGCAGAAAACACCGCCAAGAAAUACAAUAUUACGAGGCAAGAGCAGGAUGAGUAUGCGGUUCGUUCAUAUCAACGUGCGCAGGCCGCCUGGAAAGAGAACAAAUUUGCAGAUGAAAUUGCCCCCGUAACCGUCAAAAGCAGGAAGGGCGAAGUUGUCGUUUCUCGCGAUGAGGGCUUUGAAGAUCUUCGUGCCGACAAGAUGGCCAGUCUCAAACCCGCUUUUGUUCGCGAUGGCACGGGAACUGUCACGGCUGGAAAUGCAUCAACGUUUAAUGAUGGUGCAUCUGCAUUGGUUAUCACCAAUGAGGCCUUGGCCCGCGAACACAGCUCGGGAAAUCGGGUCCUCGCCCGUAUUGUGUCGUCUGCCGAUGCCGCAAUUGACCCUGUCGAUUUCCCAGUCGCACCCGCCAAGGCCGUUCCGAUUGCCCUUGAGCGAGCUGGUCUCACCAAGGAUCAAAUCUCCAUCUGGGAAUUCAACGAAGCAUUUGCUGCAGUGAUCAAGGCGAACGAAAAGAUUCUCGGCCUCGAAAAUGCCAAUGUCAACCCUCUCGGCGGUGCCAUCUCCCUUGGCCACGCCCUCGGUAGCUCCGGCUCACGUAUUCUCACCACCUUGCUCCACCAGCUGAAACCUGGCGAAUAUGGCUGUGCCGCGAUCUGCAACGGUGGUGGUGCCGCUACUGCGAUUAUUGUGCAAAGAGUUGAAAAGAUUUAG
Molecule: messenger RNA, 1263 nt
Organism: Uncinocarpus reesii 1704
Lineage: Eukaryota; Fungi; Ascomycota; Eurotiomycetes; Onygenales; Onygenaceae
Product: acetyl-CoA acetyltransferase
Exons: 3
Coding region: 1-1263 (420 amino acids)
Biological process (GO): fatty acid beta-oxidation
Molecular function (GO): acetyl-CoA C-acetyltransferase activity
Source: RefSeq, a predicted model, not a curated record